This is a messenger RNA of Cicer arietinum (chickpea), 2030 nucleotides long. RefSeq lists its product as uncharacterized. NCBI's taxonomy places the organism in Eukaryota, Viridiplantae, Streptophyta, Magnoliopsida, Fabales, Fabaceae. Gene Ontology annotation, molecular function: GMP synthase (glutamine-hydrolyzing) activity; GMP synthase activity; ATP binding. Gene Ontology annotation, cellular component: cytosol. The record is from RefSeq and is a predicted model, not a curated record. Gene Ontology annotation, biological process: GMP biosynthetic process.
GAUUUUUUUGUAAAUAUUUAAACUACCAUAUUUGGUUUUCACGGUUGCAUAAACCCUACUCUGUGAAGUUUUAUCAGAAGAUAGCAGCAUCACCAUAAACCCUAGCAAAUUGCAGCAGCAGCAGUAGCAGUAGCAGUAGCCAUGGCAAUGGAUCCCAAACGCGUGAAAUCAGACCUAGUUCUCAUCCUCGAUUUCGGUUCCCAAUACACUCACCUCAUCACUCGCCGAAUCCGAAGCCUCUCCAUUUUCUCUCUCUGCCUCAACGGCACUUCCUCUCUCCAAACCAUCACCGACCUAAACCCCUCCGUCGUCAUUCUCUCCGGUGGUCCCCACUCCGUUCACACUCCUGACUCCCCUUCCUUCCCUGACGGCUUCAUCCAGUGGGCUCAGUCUAAUGCCGUUCCUGUUCUCGGCAUUUGUUAUGGUCUUCAGCUUCUUGUUCACCGUCUCGGCGGUGAAGUCCGAGUCGGGAACACGCAGGAAUAUGGCCGUAUGGAGAUUCAUGUCGAGAAUCAAUCCGCUCUUUUCCCCUCUGCUAAAGUUGGACAUAAUCAAAUCGUCUGGAUGAGUCAUGGUGAUGAAGCUGUUACUCUUCCUUCGGGUUUCAAUGUUGUCGCGCGAAGCCAACAGGGGGCUGUUGCUGCCAUCGAAAAUCCCUCUGCCAAGUUCUAUGGCCUUCAGUAUCACCCUGAGGUGACUCAUACGCCCGAGGGAAUGGAAACACUGAGGCAUUUUCUGUUUGAUGUUUGUGGAGUUGCAGCGGGGUGGAAGAUGGAGGAUGUUUUGGAGGAAGAAAUCAAAGUGAUCAAUGAUACAGUGGGACCUGAGGAGCAUGUUAUUUGUGCCUUAUCUGGUGGUGUUGAUUCCACCGUUGCUGCUACCAUUGUUCAUAAAGCCAUUGGGAAUAGGCUUCAUUGUGUUUUUGUUGACAAUGGAUUGCUAAGGUAUAAGGAGAGGGAACGUGUAAUGGAAACCUUUGAAAAGGAUCUUCAUUUACCAGUUGUGUGUGUUGAUGCUGUAGAUCAAUUUCUUACAAAGCUAAAAGGUGUAACGGAUCCUGAAGUAAAGCGGAAAAUCAUUGGUAAAGAGUUUAUCUGCAUCUUUGAUGCUUUUGCUCAGGAGCUAGAGAAGAAACUGGGAAGCAAACCUUCUUACUUGGUUCAAGGAACCUUGUACCCUGAUGUAAUUGAAUCAUGCCCACCACCUGGAAGUGGGAGAACCCAUUCCCAUACCAUCAAGAGCCAUCAUAAUGUUGGGGGUCUUCCUAAGGACAUGAAAUUGAAACUUAUUGAACCACUUAAACUACUUUUCAAGGACGAGGUUCGUCAAUUAGGGAAGAUCAUGGAUGUUCCUGAGGGAUUCCUAAAACGCCAUCCCUUCCCAGGACCGGGUCUUGCUGUUCGAGUUUUGGGUGACGUGACUGAAGGAAAUGCCUUGGAAAUUCUCCGACAGGUUGAUGAGAUUUUCAUUCAGUCAAUCAAAGAUGCUGGCCUUUAUGAUGUAAUUUGGCAAGCAUUUGCAGUUUUCUUACCAAUAAGAUCUGUUGGAGUUCAAGGGGAUCAAAGAACACACUCUCAUGUUGUUGCACUCAGAGCUGUUACAAGUCAUGAUGGAAUGACAGCAGACUGGUAUUACUUUGAGCACAAGUUCCUUGAUGAUGUUUCCCGCAAAAUCUGUAAUGCUGUUCGUGGCGUGAAUCGCGUUGUGCAAGACAUUACGUCAAAGCCUCCAUCAACAAUUGAGUGGGAAUAAUAUCACAUUUAGUAGUUUUACUUCUUUUUUUUUUCAAUGUUUGUGGGGGGCUAUAAAGUUGUAUAUGCGAAAGGUACUGGCUUUUUAUUUGUUUGAGUUAUUAUUUUCCCCCUCGCCUAGGGUUUGGAGGGUAGAGAUUGCAGCGGGAAUUUAUUAUUUAUAAGGAUUGCUACGAUUCUUGAGAUUGGAAUAGCUACAAUUGAGAUUACAAUAACCAAAAUUAUUGUAAUUAUUUUUGCUCUCUUGAAUCAAUUAAAUUGCUAUAUUUGUUCCUCAAA